AUGAGUCUGAAGCUGAUGCAGCGGGAAAGGGUUCUAGCGAGAAGGAAGGUUGACUCACGGUUGGAAGCUUACGAGUUAGACCGGAACAGACCAUUGAUGGACCAAAAGACCAUUGAUGACAGGGUGAAUGCUUUACUGGAGAAGUGUUUGAAAGAUCUGGGGAUUGGGAAAAUUCCCGAAAACCAUGAUAACCCCUCUCCACAAUUAUCAGAUAACUCGUUAUUUAUGGCAUCACUGGUGGUUCGAACGCAUCAGAAGUAUGUCAAUAGUCCAGCGUUAGUAGCUGCGGCUCCUGGUAAGGAGUUUGGACCGAAAAAGAAUUUGGCAAAGGAGCUUGAAAAGGAAUCAGAGGUGAAAAGGACUUUGGAUGAGGAGUAUGGUAGUGUCGAUAAAGCUACUGAUAUGCGGCCUCUUGAUUUUGUAGUAGUUUCUCCUGUAAAGGCUACUAAGGAUGAUAACGCUACUAAGAAUGAUAAGGAUGCUAAGGAUCCAGCCUAUGGAUGCGGCUGCAGGCGCAAACGUAUUGUUAAGGGUGAGGAAGCCGAUGUGAAGGAAAAAGCAGCGCAGGCAGAUGCUGCGUUUAAGAGGAAGGAGAAGGCUGAGAAGAAACAAGAGGCUGAGCUAAAGAAGCAAAAACAGGCUGGGUCAAAGUACAAAAAGGUGACUCCACCGCGUGACGGUGUAACAAGAUGCAAGGUACAACCUGCUGUAGAGGACAGUUCAUUGGCUGAUAUAACUGACGAAGUUGUUGCAGAACAGAACGAAUUCGCGCCGGAGUCUGAUGUCGAGAAUUCUGAAGUGGUUAGAUCUGCCAUAAUUAAGGACUACCGGGAGAAAAAUGUUCGGUUAACUCCAAAAAGGUUGUCAAUGACGGCAGGUUCUUCAUCAUUAGUUUUUCCGAACGUAGGACAUGAUGGAACGAUGUGCAUGAGGAAGAAUGUUACUCCUUCAUCAGCAAUAUAUGACCCUCUAGCACCUGUUGAUCCGGCGCUAUUGGAGAAACUUAUGCAACACAUCAAGGCAAUUCCACCCAAACCACCAGCAGCACCAGGUAAAAAAGAAGUACUAACAGCUGAUCAUGAGAGUGACUUCUACAGCAUACUCAUCCAUGAGAGACCGUGGCCGGAGAAUGAGUAUGGAUGGGUGUUUGACAAUCAUGUCGUGGCGUAUAUGAACGUCUUCAUGAAAAGGUCCACGCGAGAGCCCACUCCAUUCUGGUCCAAGCGGAUUGCCUUCGUUGACGUUUGGUGGCAAAAAAUUUUGAUUCACGAUUACACUCAGUUCAAGAUGAAACCCACAAUGUUCAUGUUCAAAGGCAAUGAUUAUGAAGAUAUGAUAUAUGGUAGGAUUCCCGAUCAUUGUCGAACAAACUUGAAGUGGUAUGAAGAUGUGGAUCACUUGUACGGAUGUCUUCAAACCGGCGGAAAUCACUGGGUUGUGUAUCACGUGGAUCUAAAGAAGGAGAAGAUUGAUUGCUACGAUCCAAUCUUUGGAGAGGUAACACUCGAAAGUGAGCAGAGAAUUCUGAAUUCAUUUAAACCGCUGACGCACAUGAUUCCCGCUAUGUUGAGUGCACAUAUUUCUGCCAAUAUCCGACCCAUUAGCAGGAAGAAGUUCUCAUUCAGAAGGAGGAGCAAAAGAUACACUCUACAAAACACCCAGGUUGGCGAUUGUGAGGUGUAUUCGUUGAAGUUUGUGGAGUGUCUAGCUGUUGGUGUAACGUUUGAUGGGAUAAACGAUCAAAAUAUUCAAGGUUUACGGAUGAAGAUGGCAGCACUGAAGGAGGAAAUGUUGUGA
Brassica napus (rape) is the source of this 1797-nucleotide messenger RNA. RefSeq lists its product as uncharacterized. Bases 1 to 1797 code for a protein of 598 amino acids. Gene Ontology annotation, molecular function: cysteine-type peptidase activity. The record is from RefSeq and is a predicted model, not a curated record. Gene Ontology annotation, biological process: proteolysis. Lineage: Eukaryota; Viridiplantae; Streptophyta; Magnoliopsida; Brassicales; Brassicaceae. The transcript is spliced from 4 exons.